UGUGAGCUGCCGCAGCCCUUGCACUUCCCUGGGGGGCCACCCUGUUGGCACCUCUGAGGCCAAGGACAGACUGUGCGCCUUCCCCAACUUAAACCGGGGUCAUGACGGUCCCCAAGGAGAUGCCUGAGAAGUGGGCCCGGGCCGGGGCACCUCCGUCUUGGAGCCGAAAGAAGCCCUCUUGGGGGACAGAAGAAGAAAGGAGGGCACGGGCUAAUGACCGAGAAUAUAACGAGAAAUUCCAGUAUGCGAGUAACUGCAUCAAGACUUCGAAGUACAACAUUCUCACCUUCCUGCCUGUCAACCUCUUUGAGCAGUUUCAGGAAGUUGCCAACACUUACUUCCUGUUCCUUCUCAUUCUACAGUUGAUCCCACAGAUCUCUUCCCUGUCCUGGUUCACCACCAUUGUGCCUUUGGUUCUUGUCCUUACCAUUACAGCUGUUAAAGAUGCCACUGAUGACUACUUCCGCCACAAGAGUGAUAACCAGGUGAAUAACCGUCAGUCUCAGGUGCUGAUCAAUGGAAUUCUCCAGCAAGAGCAGUGGAUGAAUGUCUGUGUUGGUGAUAUCAUCAAGCUAGAAAAUAACCAAUUUGUAGCGGCGGAUCUUCUCCUCCUUUCCAGUAGUGAGCCCCAUGGGCUGUGUUACAUAGAAACAGCAGAACUCGAUGGAGAGACCAACAUGAAAGUACGCCAGGCGAUUCCCAUCACCUCGGAACUGGGAGACAUCAGUAAGCUUGCCAAAUUUGAUGGUGAAGUAAUCUGUGAACCGCCCAACAACAAGCUGGACAAAUUCAGCGGAACCCUCUACUGGAAAGACAACAAAUUUCCCCUGAGUAACCAGAACAUGCUGCUGCGGGGCUGUGUGCUGCGAAACACCGAGUGGUGCUUCGGGCUAGUCAUCUUUGCAGGUCCUGACACCAAGCUGAUGCAGAACAGUGGCAGGACAAAGUUCAAGAGGACAAGUAUUGAUCGCCUGAUGAAUACACUGGUGCUCUGGAUUUUUGGAUUCCUGGUCUGUAUGGGGGUGAUCCUGGCCAUUGGCAAUGCCAUCUGGGAACAUGAGGUUGGGAUGCGCUUCCAGGUCUACCUGCCCUGGGAUGAGGCAGUGGACAGUGCCUUUUUCUCUGGCUUCCUCUCCUUCUGGUCCUACAUCAUCAUCCUCAACACCGUCGUGCCCAUUUCACUAUAUGUCAGUGUGGAAGUCAUCCGGCUGGGUCACAGCUACUUCAUCAACUGGGACAAGAAAAUGUUCUGCAUGAAGAAGCGGACACCCGCUGAGGCCCGCACCACCACACUCAAUGAGGAGCUGGGCCAGGUGGAGUACAUCUUCUCUGACAAGACGGGCACCCUCACCCAGAACAUCAUGGUCUUCAACAAAUGCUCCAUCAAUGGCCGCAGCUACGGUGAUGUGUUUGAUGUCUUGGGACACAAAGCUGAAUUAGGAAAGAGGCCUGAACCUGUUGACUUCUCUUUUAAUCCUCUGGCUGAUAAGAAGUUCUUAUUUUGGGACCCAAAUCUGUUGGAGGCUGUCAAGAUGGGAGACCCACACACACAUGAGUUCUUCCGCCUUCUUUCCCUUUGUCAUACUGUCAUGUCAGAAGAAAAGAAUGAAGGAGAGUUGUACUACAAAGCCCAGUCCCCGGAUGAGGGGGCCCUGGUCACUGCAGCCAGGAAUUUUGGCUUUGUGUUCCGCUCUCGUACUCCCAAAACCAUCACCGUCCAUGAGAUGGGCACAGCCAUCACCUAUCAGCUACUGGCCAUCCUGGACUUCAACAAUAUCCGCAAGCGCAUGUCAGUUAUAGUGCGGAAUCCAGAGGGGAAGAUCCGACUCUACUGCAAAGGCGCUGACACUAUCUUACUUGACCGACUCCAUCCCUCCACCCAGGAGCUACUCAACAGCACUACUGACCACCUGAAUGAAUAUGCAGGUGAAGGACUGAGGACCCUGGUGCUGGCCUACAAGGAUCUGGAUGAAGAAUACUAUGAGGAAUGGGCUGAGAGACGGCUACAAGCCAGCCUCGCCCAGGACAGCCGGGAAGACAGACUGGCUAGCAUCUAUGAAGAGGUUGAGAAUGACUUGCAGCUGCUGGGUGCAACAGCCAUUGAGGACAAGCUUCAGCAGGGGGUUCCAGAGACCAUCGCACUUCUGACACUAGCUAACAUCAAGAUUUGGGUGUUAACUGGAGACAAACAAGAGACAGCUGUGAACAUUGGCUACUCCUGCAAGAUGUUAACAGAUGACAUGACAGAGGUGUUCGUAGUCACAGGCCACACUGUGCUGGAGGUGCGAGAAGAACUCAGGAAAGCCCGGGAGAAAAUGGUAGACUCAUCUCGCACUGUAGGCAAUGGUUUCACGUAUCAGGAGAAGCUUUCUUCUUCCAAGCUCACGUCUGUCCUGGAGGCUGUUGCUGGGGAGUAUGCUCUGGUCAUCAACGGUCACAGCCUGGCCCAUGCACUGGAAGCAGACAUGGAGGUGGAGUUUCUAGAGACAGCGUGUGCCUGCAAAGCUGUCAUCUGCUGUCGGGUGACCCCCUUGCAGAAGGCACAGGUGGUGGAACUGGUUAAGAAGUAUAAAAAGGCUGUGACCCUGGCCAUUGGAGACGGGGCAAAUGAUGUCAGCAUGAUCAAAACAGCUCACAUUGGUGUGGGUAUCAGCGGCCAGGAAGGGAUCCAGGCUGUCCUGGCCUCGGAUUACUCCUUCUCUCAGUUCAAGUUCCUGCAGCGCCUCCUGCUGGUGCAUGGUCGCUGGUCCUACCUGCGCAUGUGCAAGUUCCUCUGCUAUUUCUUCUAUAAGAACUUCGCUUUUACCAUGGUCCACUUUUGGUUUGGCUUCUUCUGCGGCUUCUCGGCCCAGACUGUGUAUGACCAGUAUUUCAUCACUCUUUAUAACAUUGUGUAUACCUCCCUCCCGGUCCUGGCUAUGGGAGUCUUUGAUCAGGAUGUUCCAGAGCAGCGGAGCAUGGAGUACCCUAAGCUAUAUGAGCCAGGCCAGCUGAACCUCCUUUUCAACAAACGGGAGUUCUUCAUCUGCAUUGCCCAGGGCAUCUACACCUCUGUGCUCAUGUUCUUCAUCCCCUAUGGAGUAUUUGCUGAAGCCACACGGGACGAUGGCACACAGCUGGCCGACUACCAGUCUUUUGCGGUCACUGUGGCUACAUCACUGGUUAUUGUGGUCAGUGUGCAGAUUGGGCUGGAUACAGGCUAUUGGACUGCCAUCAACCACUUCUUCAUCUGGGGCAGCCUUGCUGUUUAUUUUGCCAUCCUCUUUGCCAUGCACAGCAAUGGGCUCUUUGACAUGUUUCCAAACCAGUUUCGGUUUGUGGGGAAUGCCCAGAACACCCUGGCCCAGCCCACUGUGUGGCUCACCAUCGUGCUCACCACUGUGGUCUGCAUCAUGCCUGUGGUUGCCUUUCGGUUCCUCAGGCUCAACUUGAAGCCAGAUCUCUCUGACACGGUUCGCUACACCCAGCUGGUGAGGAAGAAGCAGAAAGCACAGCACCGCUGCAUGCGGAGGGUAGGCCGCACUGGCUCCCGGCGCUCCGGCUAUGCCUUCUCCCACCAGGAGGGCUUUGGGGAGCUUAUCAUGUCUGGCAAGAACAUGCGACUCAGCUCCCUGGCUCUCUCCAGCUUCACCACCCGCUCCAGCAGCAGCUGGAUCGAGAGCCUACGAAGGAAGAAAAGUGACAGUGCCAGCAGCCCCAGCGGUGGGGCUGAGAAGCCCCUCAAAGGGUGAAGACGUGGACCAGGACACCUUGUGCCCAUGACCAGAGCAGACAAGGCCCUGGCAGGUCACCAAGGGAACUGCUGGUCCUCAUUCCUUGCCUCUUGUCUCCCUGGUAGACUCUUCUUGCUGGUCUCACCAGCCUGGGGAAAAGGGAGGAAAGGGCCUCAGGGGUCGAGCAGAGGCUCAGGUAUCAGGCAGUAGCCCCAGUGGGGGAUCAGAUGUGGAACCAAAACCAAAAAAACUGAGAUUGAGUCUGCCCCUGCCUUGCCCUGCCCAGUAGCCCACAGGGAGAUGAUAAUCUCUAUAUUUUUUUACUCUUGUUCCUCAGAGGGGAUCUAGUGCCCCUGUUCCUGAAUUCUGAAAGAAUGUAUCAUGCCGGGAAGCCAGAGACCUGCUGGGGCCUCUGAGCCCCUCAUCGUGUGUGCGUCUCCUUGAUUUGUGUUUGUGUCCAGUUUGGUUUUGUCUUCUUAUUUUUUAUUUGGCAAGUGGAGGAGGCAUUAUGUGACUUCUGUGUUGUGAUUGGUGUCUUAACUCUCCUAGGUAGAGGAGAGCACAUACUGGGCUGCCCCUUCCUGCUGGAGUGGUUUGGGAGCUGCUUGCCCUCCAGCCACUAGUGCCCCCCUUGGGACUGACCAGAGGGGGAGGGACUGUCAGCCAGAGGAGUUGCGAGAAAAAAAAAAAUGUCUUGAUGCCUUCCUCACCUUGAGAGUAGAGUGCGGCCCUUCCCCAAGGCACACAUAGCAAUUCUUGGACUCCUUAAGCUCUGCUGGUAUUGGCUGGAGCCUGGAAAAGUGUCCCCAUCAUUCUCAGUGAGCUAAAGCUGAGUGUGAAGUUUAGUUUUACCUAAGGAAAAAAAUAAGUUGUUUUCUUUCAUUUUAGUACUAAGUUCAUUAGCAGACCUCCUCCCCACUUCCUUCCCCCUCCUCAUCUGGUACUUUCUUACAUCCCUACCCCAGGAUCCUGAGGUGGGACUGAAGCGGAGACUCACUCCCAGUGAGCAGGGGGCCCUGUCCCUCCCCUCCACCCCCAGGCCCAGCCCCUGGGCAGAGGUGAUAGGAAGAGGGCAAGCCCCUCCUUAGGGAAAACAACAAUAACAACAACAAACGGGCUUAGAUCCGGAGUGCCCAGUUUGGUCUGAGCAGGGCUCCAUUGGCGCUUGGGCAAAGCCUGUCCUGUCUCUCCGUCAUCCACACUGCUGUCUGUCCCCCCAGUCAGGCACUUCUCAAGUUAGUUGCUACCUAAUUAUCCUUGGGGAGGAGAAUCCUUUCUGCUUCUUUGGUAUUUGGGGAGUUAGAGAGGAGUGGGAGCUGGAGCCAGGCUGUAGUGGGGUAGGUGUGGAGUGGGGGAUGCAAGGUAUUGACAGGGAAAUCCCUUUUGGCCACACAGUUUACAAACCCAAUACCAUGUAUGUUUGUGUGUCUCUCAAGGUGAGAGUCUGAUUUUUAUACCAAAGAGGAAAUGAUUUUUUUUCAUAUUUGGUUUGUCUAUAUUAUAUAAAUAUAUAUAUAUACAGUUAUAUAUAUUAUUUUUUUGGUUCUCUCUCAUUUUUUAGGGAGGGAGGAAAGUACCAAGUUGCAUUGAGCUGUAAUUAAGGAACAUUCUGUAUAAUUUAUGACACAUUUCUAUACUUGCAAAAAUUAUAUCAUUUUAUGGACAUAAAAGAAAAAUGCCUUUUUAUAAAAUUCCAAUUUCUGAGAAGUA
Messenger RNA from Dipodomys spectabilis (banner-tailed kangaroo rat), 5423 nucleotides. It is a transcript of the gene Atp8b2, whose product is annotated as ATPase phospholipid transporting 8B2. Gene Ontology annotation, cellular component: plasma membrane. Lineage: Eukaryota; Metazoa; Chordata; Mammalia; Rodentia; Heteromyidae. Gene Ontology annotation, biological process: Golgi organization; phospholipid translocation. The transcript has 27 exons. The record is from RefSeq and is a predicted model, not a curated record. The coding region runs from base 102 to 3731 and encodes 1209 amino acids. Gene Ontology annotation, molecular function: ATP binding; ATPase-coupled intramembrane lipid carrier activity; magnesium ion binding.